CCGGCGCGGGAGGCGGCCCGGGGCUCCGCGGAGGGCUCCAGCAGGUGUGUGCUGCCGGCUCAGCAUCCUCCUAGCCCGGCGGGCGCCGGCGCAGCUCUGGGCGCAGAUGGUGUCCCGAGGCCCGCGGCCCCCGCGCUGCCCGGACGCCCAGCGUUCCACUCGCGUUUCCCGGGCUGUGUGAUUCGGGCUGCUGGGGCUGCCUGGGGGUGCCUCCCGGGUCUCAGCUCUAAGGGGUGGGUGCUUUGGGCAUCCAGGAAAAGCUUUCUUGUUGGAGACCGGUACAGGAUCAGGUGCAUCAAGUGGGUUGAAGAAAUAUGGAUACCAACACCAUAUUGGUCAUCAGCGCUGGUUUUACCAGCUUUUUCACCUUUCAGCUUCUUUUCCACUUUGUAAGUUAUUGGUUUUCAGCAAAAGUUUCUCCAGGUUUUAAUAAUCUCAACUUCGAAAAGAAGAUUGAAUGGAACUCAAGGGUAGUGUCUACAUGUCAUUCUUUGGUGGUUGGGGUUAUUGGCUUGUACAUUUUCUUGUUUGAUGAGGCUACUAUUGCUGAUCCACUUUGGGGUGAUCCAUCUCUUGUGAAAGUGAAUAUUGCUAUUGCUUCAGGCUACCUCAUUUCUGAUUUGUUGAUUCUCAUUUGGUAUUGGAAAGUGAUUGGUGACAAGUAUUUUAUAAUUCACCAUUGUACAGCGCUGUAUGCAUACUACUUUGUACUGAGGGAUGGAGUGCUGGGAUACAUUGGGAAUUUUCGCCUGCUUGCAGAACUUUCCAGCCCUUUUGUGAAUCAGCGGUGGUUCUUUGAGGCUCUGAAGUAUCCUAAGUUUUCCAAGGCUAAUGUCAUCAAUGGAAUACUCAUGACUGUGGUGUUCUUCAUAGUGCGGAUUGCCUCAAUACCUCCUUUUUAUGGCUACAUUUACUCUGUGUUAGGAACGGAAGCCUACCUGAGGCUUGGAUUUUUAAUUCAAUGUUCCUGGAUCUCUACUUGUGUUGUUUUGGAUGUAAUGAAUGUCAUGUGGAUGAUCAAAAUUUCAAAGGGGUGCAUCAAAGUCAUCUCUCUCAUAAGACAAGAGAAAGCCAAAAAGAGUCUUCAGAAUGGAAAACUUGACUGAAAGUGGGCUAUUGAUAAGCAUACUUCAUUACUACCCACAUUAUAUCUUCUGAUAGGUUGAAUUCUUGGCAUGUUCUUGUGCUUCUUUAUUAAUUAUACUUGUUAU
Eubalaena glacialis (North Atlantic right whale) is the source of this 1211-nucleotide messenger RNA. It is a transcript of the gene TLCD4, whose product is annotated as TLC domain containing 4. The transcript is spliced from 7 exons. Lineage: Eukaryota; Metazoa; Chordata; Mammalia; Artiodactyla; Balaenidae. Bases 315 to 1106 code for a protein of 263 amino acids. Gene Ontology annotation, biological process: lipid homeostasis. Gene Ontology annotation, cellular component: endoplasmic reticulum; membrane. The record is from RefSeq and is a predicted model, not a curated record.